This is a messenger RNA of Penaeus monodon (black tiger shrimp), 863 nucleotides long. RefSeq lists its product as uncharacterized. Bases 1 to 720 code for a protein of 239 amino acids. The transcript is spliced from 4 exons. The record is from RefSeq and is a predicted model, not a curated record. Lineage: Eukaryota; Metazoa; Arthropoda; Malacostraca; Decapoda; Penaeidae.
AUGGUUCCGAUCAAGCUUUAUUUCUCUAAGUCCACGAAGAUUAUUUCCAAGAUUUCUUCAAAGAAAACUUCUACUCAACAUCUACUCAACGAACGUCUCAAAGUUACCUUGGAGUCGACAAGUUUACUUCCGCCCCCCCCGUCCCACGUGGCGGGGCCAUGGGCCCGUCCUCCUUCAGACAACGGCCGACGGGGGCUUGGUGAAGGGUCCCAGCCAGCAUUUUCCAGGAGGCUCUUACAGUCACCAACAGCACUCACAGAGCAGCUACCAACGGCACUCACAGAGCAGCUACCAACAGUACUCACAGAGAAGCUUCCAACAGCAACAACAGCCCAGCUACCAACAGCAACAACAGCCCAGCUACCAACAGCAACAACAGUCCAGCUACCAACAGCACUCACAGUCCAGCUACCAACAGCACUCACAGCGCAGCUACCCGCAGCUCCCACUGCACUAGAACCCGACUUACCACGCACCAGUUGUGCACCACAUCAUUCGAAGAAGCACCUACCACCAGAGGCCUUCGUACUAUCACUAACCGACACGCUAUCAAUGGUCCAGUUACCACAACAACCACCAACACACGUCUUUGGGUGUGUGAAUUUCUUCGAAGUUUCUCUCUGCAUUCUCUGCCUGUCUUUCACACAUGCUUGCGCAUGCAUGCUGUUAACCAAUUUGCUUGUUUGUGUAAUCAUUGGACUAUUUCUGUCAGCAAAGUAAUAUCGUGUGGUUUUAUUCUAAUAGAAAUACAUUUGUAUAAUAAUUAACAUUUAUCUACUGGCAAUUUCUGUGGUGAAUUAUGAAGACAUUGUGUGUAGUAGUGUAGUGUUUUAAUGAAUAAACAAACUUUAACACCUUUUAAA